Molecule: messenger RNA, 4805 nt
Organism: Mesoplodon densirostris (Blainville's beaked whale)
Lineage: Eukaryota; Metazoa; Chordata; Mammalia; Artiodactyla; Ziphiidae
Gene: PLCB3
Product: phospholipase C beta 3
Exons: 32
Coding region: 89-3832 (1247 amino acids)
Biological process (GO): lipid catabolic process; phosphatidylinositol-mediated signaling
Molecular function (GO): calmodulin binding; phosphatidylinositol-4,5-bisphosphate phospholipase C activity; calcium ion binding
Source: RefSeq, a predicted model, not a curated record
GGCCGCGCGGGAGCGCGCGGGGGGAGCAGCGGCGCCGUCGGGUCCCCGUCGGGGCUCCGUGGGUCCCCGACCCGCCCCCGGCCCAGCUAUGGCGGGCGCCAGGCCCGGCGUCCACGCGCUGCAGCUGGAGCCGCCCACCGUCGUGGAGACCCUGCGGCGCGGGAGUAAGUUCAUCAAAUGGGACGAGGAGGCCUCCAGUCGGAAUCUGGUAACUCUGCGCGUGGACCCCAGUGGCUUCUUCCUGUACUGGACAGGACCCAACAUGGAGGUGGACACACUGGACAUCAGUUCCAUCAGGGACACGAGGACAGGCCGUUAUGCCCGCCUACCCAAGGACCCCAAGAUUCGGGAGGUGUUGGGCUUUGGGGGCCCUGAUGCCCGGUUGGAGGAGAAGCUGAUAACAGUGGUGGCCGGGCCAGACCCGGUGAAUACAUCGUUUUUGAACUUCAUGGCCGUGCAGGAUGACACAGCCAAGGUCUGGUCCGAGGAGCUGUUCAAGCUGGCUAUGAACAUCCUGGCUCAGAACGCCUCCCGGAACACCUUCUUGCGCAAAGCGUACACGAAGCUGAAACUGCAGGUGAACCAGGAUGGACGGAUCCCGGUCAAGAACAUCCUGAAGAUGUUCUCAGCAGACAAGAAGCGGGUAGAAACUGCGCUGGAAUCCUGUGGCCUCAAUUUCAACCGGAGCGAGUCCAUCCGGCCUGACGAGUUUUCCUUGGACAUCUUCGAGAGGUUCUUGAACAAGCUUUGUCUGCGGCCGGACAUUGACAAGAUCCUGCUGGAGAUAGGUGCCAAGGGCAAACCAUACCUGACGCUGGAGCAGCUCAUGGACUUCAUCAACCAGAAGCAACGGGACCCGAGGCUCAAUGAAGUGCUCUACCCGCCUCUGCGGCCCUCCCAGGCCCGGCUGCUUAUCGAGAAGUAUGAGCCCAACCAGCAAUUCCUGGAGAGAGACCAGAUGUCCAUGGAGGGCUUCAGCCGCUACCUGGGAGGUGAGGAGAAUGGCAUCCUGCCCCUAGAGGCCCUGGAUCUGAGCGCAGACAUGACCCAGCCGCUCAGUGCCUACUUCAUCAACUCCUCACACAACACCUAUCUCACUGCGGGGCAGCUGGCGGGAACCUCGUCGGUGGAGAUGUACCGGCAGGCACUGCUGUGGGGCUGCCGCUGCGUGGAGCUGGACGUGUGGAAAGGGCGGCCGCCUGAGGAGGAGCCCUUCAUCACCCACGGCUUCACCAUGACCACGGAGGUGCCACUGCGAGAUGUGCUGGAGGCCAUUGCGGAGACCGCCUUCAAGACCUCGCCCUACCCCGUCAUCCUCUCCUUUGAGAACCAUGUGGACUCGGCAAAGCAGCAGGCCAAGAUGGCUGAGUACUGCCGCUCCAUCUUUGGGGACGCGCUGCUCAUCGACCCCCUGGACAAGUACCCGCUGGCCCCGGGCGUCCCCCUGCCCAGCCCCCAGGACCUGAUGGGCCGCAUCCUGGUGAAGAACAAGAAGCGGCACCGGCCCAGCACUGGCGUUCCCGACAGCUCCGUGCGCAAGCGGCCGCUGGAGCACAGCAACUCGGCCCUGAGCGGGAGCUCCGCUGCCACCGAGCCCUCCUCGCCCCAGCUCGGGUCCCCCAGCUCUGACAGCUGCCCAGGCCUGAGCAAUGGGGAGGAGGCGGGCCUUGAGAAGCCCAGCCUGGAGCCUCAGAAGUCUCUGGGUGAGGAGAGUUUGCAGCGGGGCCCUGAUACUCUUGGAUCUGCCUACCGUGAGGAUGAGGAAGAGGAUGAGGAAGAGGAGGAACAGACGGACCCCAAAAAGCCGACCACCGAUGAGGGCACUGCCAGCAGUGAGGUCAAUGCCACUGAGGAAAUGUCGACACUUGUCAACUACAUCGAGCCCGUCAAGUUCAAGUCCUUUGAGGCUGCUCGAAAGAGGAACAAGUGCUUUGAGAUGUCAUCCUUUGUGGAGACCAAGGCCAUGGAGCAACUGACCAAGAGCCCCAUGGAGUUUGUGGAAUACAACAAGCAGCAGCUCAGCCGCAUCUACCCCAAGGGCACACGCGUGGACUCGUCCAACUACAUGCCCCAGCUCUUCUGGAACGUGGGCUGCCAGCUCGUCGCGCUCAAUUUCCAGACCCUGGAUGUGGCCAUGCAGCUCAACGCGGGCGUGUUCGAGUACAACGGGCGCAGUGGCUACCUACUCAAGCCCGAGUUCAUGCGGCGGCCGGACAAGUCCUUUGACCCCUUCACCGAGGUCAUCGUGGACGGCAUCGUGGCCAAUGCCGUGCGGGUCAAGGUGAUCUCGGGGCAGUUCCUGUCUGACAGGAAGGUGGGCAUCUACGUGGAGGUGGAUAUGUUCGGCCUCCCUGUCGACACGCGGCGCAAGUACCGCACUCGGACCUCUCAGGGGAACUCGUUCAACCCCGUGUGGGAUGAGGAGCCCUUCGACUUCCCCAAGGUGGUGCUGCCCACGCUGGCUUCGCUGCGCAUCGCGGCCUUUGAGGAGGGUGGCAAGUUUGUGGGGCACCGGAUCCUGCCUGUCUCUGCCAUCCGCUCAGGGUACCACUACAUCUGCCUGCGGAACGAGGCCAACCAGCCGCUGUGCCUGCCGGCCCUGCUCAUCUACACUGAGGCCUCUGACUACAUCCCCGAUGACCACCAGGACUACGCAGAGGCCCUGAUCAAUCCCAUCAAGCACGUCAGCCUGAUGGACCAGAGGGCCAAGCAGCUGGCCGCCCUCAUUGGGGAGAGUGAGGCUCAGGCUGGCCCAGAGACAAGCCAGGAGACCCAGUCUCAGCAGCCAGGGUCCCAGCUGACCCCAAACCCCACACCCAGCCCACUGGACGCCUCCCCCCGCCGGCCCCCAGGCCCCAUCACCUCCCCAGCCAGCACCUCCCUCAGCAGCCCAGGUCAGCGCGAUGACCUCAUUGCCAGCGUCCUCUCAGAGGUGGCCCCGGCCCCGCUGGAUGAGCUCCGAGGCCACAAGGCCCUGGUGAAGCUCCAGAGCCGGCAAGAGCGAGACUUUCGAGAGCUGCACAAGAAGCAUCAGCGGAAGGCGGUUGCCCUCACACGCCGGUUGCUCGACAACCUGGCCCAGGCUCGGGCCGAGAGCAGGUGCCAGCACCGGCCGGGUGUCCUCCCAAGUCCAUGUGAUGACCUGAGCAUCACCCAGAGGGGUUCUCCCCACAGAGGCGGGGAGGAUGAGAGGGAGGAGGAGGAAGAGGUGAAGAGGUAUCAAGAGUUCCAAAAGAAACAGGUGCAGUGUCUGCUGGAGCUGAGGGAGGCCCAGGCGGACACAGAGGCCAAGCGGAGGCUGGAGCACCUGAGACAGGCUCAGCAAAGGCUCAGGGAGAUUGUCAUGGAUGCUCACACCACUCAGUUCAAGAGACUGAAGGAGAUGAACGAGAGGGAGAAGAAGGAACUGCAGAAGAUCCUGGACAGGAAGCGCCACAACAGUAUCUCAGAGGCAAAGACCAGGGAGAAACAUAAGAAGGAGGCGGAACUGACAGAGAUUAACCGUCGGCACAUCACUGAGUCGGUCAACUCCAUCCGUCGGCUGGAGGAGGCCCAGAAGCAGCGGCAGGAACGCCUUGUGGCCGCGCAGCAGCAGAUUCUCCAACAGCUGACAGAAGAGGAGCCCAAGCUGCUGGCCCAGCUGGCCCAGGAGUGUCAGGAGCAGCGGGAGAGGCUGCCCCAGGAGAUCCGCCGGAGCCUGCUGGGCGAGACGCCGGAGGGACUGGGGGACGGGCAUCUGGUGGCCUGUGCCAGCAAUGGUCACGCGCCUGGGAGCAGUGGGCACCUGUCCGGCGCUGAUUCGGAGAGCCAAGAGGAGACUACGAAGCUCUGAACUGGCUGAGCAAGAGAUGAGGAAACUGAGGCCACAACUAAGUCAAGACGUCCUGACCUGGAGGCAGGGUGGGCCUGGACCCUCUAUGGCAGACUGUCUUCGGCCAGCCUGGAGGACCUGCUCCAUGCCUCCCCCUCCUGCCCUGGGACAGCGUGGAGUGGCAGAGACCCCGCAGCGAGGGUGCGGCUGGGUUCUGCAGCAGGGUCAGGCUGGCACUUCUUCAAGGCCUCUCCCAGCUUCCUGGCGCUUCCCAGGCUGCCUCCCUCCUCCAGAGGAAGGCAGCCUCUUAUCUGAGCUUAUCUCCUGCCAAUUGAGUGUUUUCUUUCUUUGUUUUUGCUGCAACCUCAGGCAAACAGAUGGGGUGGGGAGGCCAGAGAAACAGGAUUUCCAGAGCGGGGCCUUCCCAGGGCUGGGGACCUCUGCCUUGGGCCCUGCUCCCUUAGGGUCAGUAUCAUUGCCCGGGCCUUCCCUGCUUCUGUGGUCAGGUCUUGUCCUAGCCCCAAAGCUGCCCUGUCCAGGCCCCUGAGCAGCUGACUCCCAUCUUCCUGACUCCACACAUAAACACUACACGUCAGUCCACAGGUCCUCAAAGACCAGGCUAAACUCCUAGGCAUGACAUUCCGACCCUUGAGAAGCCUGGUCUCUGCAGCUCCUCCAUCCUUCCAAGGGUUACUCUUUCCUCCACUGGGAAUGACAGCCCCCUCCCCCAUCUCCUCAAGUCUCAGCUCUAGCUCACCUCCUCCCUGAAGCCGUCCCUGACUUUACCAUGCCGGAGGGAGUCGCCCUCACCCCGCUUCCAGGCCCCUGUUAUAGCACUGGCUGACAGUAACUCCACUGUGAGAGGCUGGCUUUCCCCUUGCCAGGAAGCUUGGGACAGCAGGGGCUGUGGCGUAAUUCAUCUCUGUGUACCUAGUACAAAGUGCUGGCUUGUCUGUAGGGGGCGCCAAUAAAUCUUUCUGAAAUUGAGCUCUGA